CCCUACCGUUUUGGGGAGGAGUAGAGAGGGAGGGCGGUCGUUGCAGACAGAGAGAGAUUGCAGAGAGGGAGGGUGGUCGUUGCAGACAGAGAGAGAUUGCAGAGACGGAGGGCGAGAGAUUGCAGAGAGGGAGAGCAUCCAAACAGGCCCUUAGGAGAGAGGAGAGAUGCUGAGGAGGAAUAUAAGGCUGAGGAGAGAAUACCUCUACAGGAAGAGCUUAGAAGGAAAAGAACGGCUCCUCUACGAGAAGAAACGCAAGAUCAAACAAGCCCUAGAAGAGGGGAAGCCCAUCCCCACCGAGCUCCGGAACGAAGAGGCUGCCCUGCGCAAGGAAAUCGAUCUCGAAGAUGAACAGACCGCAGUGCCAAGGAGUCACAUUGAUGAUGAGUAUGCCAAUGCAUCAGAAAGGGACCCAAAAAUUUUGUUAACUACGUCUCGUAAUCCAAGCGCUCCUCUUACUCAAUUUGUAAAGGAACUUAAGAUUGUCUUUCCGAAUGCACAAAGAAUGAACCGUGGUGGCCAGGUCAUUUCGGAAAUUAUUGAAACUUGCCGUGCACAUGAUUUUACGGAUGUCAUUUUGGUGCAUGAGCAUCGUGGUCAGCCAGAUGGAUUGACCAUAUGCCAUUUACCAUUUGGUCCAACAGCAUACUUUGGAUUGCUCAAUGUGGUUACAAGACAUGACAUUAAAGACAGGAAGUCUAUGGGAACCAUGUCUGAGGCUUACCCUCAUCUGAUUCUUAACAACUUUGCCACGAAGGUUGGUGAAAGGACAGCAAACAUUUUGAAGCAUCUCUUUCCAGUACCCAAGCCAGAUUCAAAACGCAUUAUCACAUUUGCCAACCAGUCCGAUUACAUCUCAUUCAGGCAUCAUGUCUAUGAAAAGCGUGGGGGUCCAAAAUCAGUUGAACUGAAGGAGGUUGGCCCUCGUUUCGAGAUGCGGCUUUAUCAGAUCAAACUGGGGACGGUUGAUCAGCGUGAUGCCCAAAACGAGUGGGUCAUCAGACCGUACAUGAACACCGCAAAGAAACAGAAAAUCCUUGGAGAUUAAACUAAUUUAAAUUUUCCCAAGCCAUCAAAGCCUGGGCAACACAAGCAGUUUUGUAAAAUGAGGUACCUCUGCAUGGGUGUGGUGCUUCCAUUUUCAGCCUGGAAGCUAUGAUACAACCUUUGGACAUUACACCUUGAUUGUUCUCUAAGGAUCACAACAGAUUUGGUACAUUCCCAUCAAUUUAAUAUAUCUUCUUUGAAAGAGAGGAAAUUUUCAUUGUUAUACAUUACUGAUAAAAGUAAAUUUUUGUUAAUUGA
This is a messenger RNA of Magnolia sinica, 1305 nucleotides long. RefSeq lists its product as uncharacterized. NCBI's taxonomy places the organism in Eukaryota, Viridiplantae, Streptophyta, Magnoliopsida, Magnoliales, Magnoliaceae. The record is from RefSeq and is a predicted model, not a curated record. Gene Ontology annotation, biological process: rRNA processing. Gene Ontology annotation, cellular component: small-subunit processome; nucleolus; Mpp10 complex. The transcript is spliced from 10 exons. Gene Ontology annotation, molecular function: snoRNA binding; rRNA primary transcript binding. The coding region runs from base 167 to 1048 and encodes 293 amino acids.